AUGGCUUUACUCUCUUUUAGCAUUUGCUUUCUUGUGUUCUUCCAUGGCUGCUUUGCUCAUAUAGAUAUGGUCACUAACCACCAACAGCAGCAACAACGCCGCUUGAGUCGGCAAUCUGAAUGCCAACUCCAGAACUUGAAUGCUCUUCAGCCUAAGCACCGGUUCAGGUCAGAGGCUGGUGAGACCGAGUUCUGGGACCAAAACGAGCAACAGUUCCAGUGUGCUGGUGUUGCCUUCCUCCGCCACAAAAUCCAACGCCGAGGGCUUCUAUUGCCUUCAUUUACCAAUGCUCCUAUGCUUAUGUAUAUCGUACAAGGGGAGGGUAUUCAAGGCGCCGUCUUCCCAGGUUGUGCCGAGACAUUCCAGUCACCGUCACAAGAACAUAGACAACAAAGAUCCUCCCCUGAUCAGCACCAGAAGAUCAGACGGUUCAAAGAAGGUGAUGUUAUUGCCUUGCCUGCUGGUAUAUCUAACUGGAUUUACAACAACGGACAGUCUCAGCUUGUCUUGGUCGCACUUGUUGAUGUUGCCAACAGUCACAACCAGCUCGACGUAAACUUCAGGAAAUUCUUCUUGGCUGGUAACCCACAAGAAGGACUGGUAAGAGGAGGCCAAAGGCAAGACCGAAGCCAAUGGCAAAGCAAAAGCUACAGACGGCAGCACGAAGAGGAGCAGGAGGAGGAGGAGGAGGAACGCCGAGAGAGCGACGGAAACAAUCUGCUGAGUGGCUUUGACAAGAAUCUCCUGGCUGAAGUUUUUGAGAUUGACACGAGGCUAGCAAGGAAGCUUCAGAAUGAAAGGGACAACAGGGGAGCCAUUGUAAGAGUGGAGCAUGAAAUCCAAACCCCAGAAACAGCCGAGGAAGAACAGAGGCAACAAGGAAGCGAAGAGGAGGAGGAGGCGAAGGAAGAAGAAGAGAGAUCCGAAGAAGAAAGAGAAGAAAGAAGGCCAAGAAGGAGCAGAGGAGAAAGAGAGUCACGAAACGGUUUAGAAGAAACAUUCUGCACAAUGAGACUAAAACACAGGACCGAUUCUUCAUUUGCUGAUAUUUUCAACCCACGAGGUGGUCGCAUCACCACCGUUAACGGCUUCAACCUUCCCAUCCUCCAAUGGCUCCAACUCAGCGCUGAGAGAGGAGUGCUUUACAAUAAUGCUCUCUAUGCGCCUCACUGGAACAUCAAUGCCCACAGCAUAGUUUACAUCACCAGAGGCAAUGGAAGGAUCCAAAUCGUUUCGGAAAAUGGAGAGGCGAUAUUCGAUGACCAGGUCCAGGAAGGUCAGGUGAUAACCAUUCCACAGAAUCAUGCAGUGCUGAAGAAAGCAGGCAGGCAAGGGUUUGAGUGGAUAGCAUUCAAGACAAACGCCAAUGCCCAGAUUAGCCAGCUUGCCGGUCGUGUCUCGGUCAUGCGAGGGUUACCGGUGGACGUGUUGGCCAACUCGUUUGGUAUAUCUCGGGAGGAGGCCUCCAGGUUGAAGCAGAAUAGGCAGGAGGUGUCGGUGUUUAGCCCAAGAAGAGGACCACAGCAGUGA
Molecule: messenger RNA, 1530 nt
Organism: Hibiscus syriacus
Lineage: Eukaryota; Viridiplantae; Streptophyta; Magnoliopsida; Malvales; Malvaceae
Product: legumin B-like
Exons: 4
Coding region: 1-1530 (509 amino acids)
Molecular function (GO): nutrient reservoir activity
Source: RefSeq, a predicted model, not a curated record